Messenger RNA from Suillus subaureus, 4410 nucleotides. Its product is annotated as P-loop containing nucleoside triphosphate hydrolase protein. Gene Ontology annotation, cellular component: intracellular anatomical structure. Gene Ontology annotation, molecular function: RNA binding; ATP binding. The transcript has 21 exons. The record is from RefSeq and is a predicted model, not a curated record. NCBI's taxonomy places the organism in Eukaryota, Fungi, Basidiomycota, Agaricomycetes, Boletales, Suillaceae. The coding region runs from base 1 to 4410 and encodes 1469 amino acids.
AUGGCGAAGAAAAAGAAAUCGCAGCUCAAACCAGUUGCGCGUGGAUUCGCGACAACAUCAGUGCCGAAGAAAGUGGUUGAAAACGAACAAAAUAUAGAUGAUGCGAUCACCGAUACUACAGCUGAAGAGGCCCCAACAAGUGACGCGUUGCACCCCAGCACGGCUACUCGCGUCCAAUCUGAUGCUCCUCAAGACCACUCUUUCGACCCAGAUAAAGUAGAAGAACAGUCACUGCAGAACCUUGUCGAUAAGUAUCAGGAGAAAACGGAGAAAGAGACGCUCAGAACCAUCAAGGCUAUCGAAGUUGACCGGCGGUUCUCUAAGACAUUGCCUUCAUUGCAAGUCGAUCCUGUUCUAGUAGAGCACAUCUUCAAAUUAUACUGGGAGAGCCCUGAGUGCGAGAGAAAACUUUUAGAGGAGACGGAAGAGAAACUAGUGACGCGACUUGGAAUUACCUAUGGUGUUCUGAGAAGGCUAGGCUUUUCACAGGAGAGAGUAGAUGAAUGCCUCAGGGCAAUCCAGGGGGUAGAUCUGGAGGAAGCAUAUGAAUGGCUUUACAUCUACUGCUCCGAAAACGAACUUGAAGAGAAAGUGGCUGAGGACCUUGAUGACUCGAAAGUGCCUCGGAGAAAGCGUAAAGAGCUUCAGUCUCCGACACCAAGAAGUCCUUUGCCGUCAUCCGCCCCCUUACCACUUUCUCCAGCAGUGCCAGCUGUAUCAAAGCUUGAUGCGAAUGCUCCGGUGUUUGUGCCGGCGAGACAACGGCCAGCGCCAGAUGUAGACUUGCUGAACACUCGAGAUAUCCUUCCUGCCGAAUCGACGAGGUCUUCUCCAUCGAGAUCCAGUUCACCUGAUAUGGAUGACCUGGUCGCGGAGUACGUCCGUAUAAAGAUGCAAAUAACAGAUCUUACUACCAGAGGCAAGCCAGUGGCUCACUAUGACCCUGUACUGGUCCAGCGUCUCCAAGACAAGCUUAUGGCUUUGAAGUCGCACUACUUCUUUGACGAAAAGGAUGCAGAAACGCAGUAUCGGUCAGAACGUGCUAGGGUUGACGUCCUUUUACUCCAGUCAAGAUUACGAGGAUCGAGUCCGGAGCUGUCGGCAACACGAGAGAAGAAAGUGUCAAAGCCCCUCAAUGCUGGUCCACGUGUUGAAAAACAGGAUAUACCUGCGUCGUCUGACAUCCCCGAUAUCUUUGACCAACACGAGGAGGGUCUCGGUGGCAUGCUUGAGAUCUUGGAUACCCUUCCUUCCGAAAUUGCUGGAGAGGGAGGGAUCAUGAUUCGCAUGCGGGACAUGGUCUUGCCCAAGCACUGGUCCAGUAAAACACCGAAGACACUUCUAGCCGAGUUUGUCUUCAAGGUUGACCGGUACGCCGCGGUCACUUACAGUAUUGUUUCUGGGUCGAGUCGUGCGAAACGCGCAUGUGUUACGGUCAACUGGGAGGGAAAAAAGAUGGAUGAGUGGAACAUGCGCGAUGUUGCCUGUCAUACUGAAAUCCAGGCAGAGUACUAUGUCGCAACGCUUGCUUUACACGCUCUUACGUUCCCUGCCACUGACGGCUUUGCGGUCGGGUCUUCCGGUGCUUUAGCCAACCAUACGUCGUUCCGGUUACUCCCGCCUGUCUUCAGAGAUUUAUGGGAUGAGCUUGAGAUAGACAGAAAGUUACGGGAGGACCUGAUCAAUCGCCAAGUCUGGGCGAAUAUGAGAAACAUUGUUGAAAAAAAGAUUGAUGCUCGUCCAAUGUUGAUGGAGAAGAACACGAGGGCCAUUGCAGAAGUCAGGGACCCCACACCAGUUCGGCUUCCGCCUCGCAAUGACACCAGCUCUGAUCAUGUCAUUGCGGACUUCAGGGCGCGACAAAUGCGACCUGCAUAUCAAGAAAUGCUUCAUCACCGCAAGCAGCUUCCUAUUGCGAAGUAUAAAGAUGAAAUCCUAUCCAUUCUUGACCAUUCGCAGAUCCUCGUGCUCAGUGGCGAGACUGGCUGCGGCAAAUCAACACAAGUUCCUGCAUUCAUUCUAGAGGAUCAGCUGGCUCGUGGCCUCCCUUGCAAGAUAUACUGCACGGAGCCGCGUCGAAUAUCAGCGGUGUCUCUUGCUCAACGGGUUUCUCGUGAGCUAGGCGACUCUGCUGGUGCCGUUGGAACCUCGAGCUCGCUUGUCGGAUAUUCGAUUCGACUAGAAAGCAAUACUACACGGAAUACCCGCCUGGCGUUUGUCACGAAUGGUAUCGCGCUUCGUAUGCUGGAGGGAGGCACAGGCCCCAAUGGUCAAGGUACCGCAUUUGAUGAGAUCACGCACAUCAUUAUCGACGAGGUCCAUGAACGCAGCAUUGAGUCAGACUUUCUUCUCAUUGUUCUGAAAUCUCUUCUUUCCCAGAGGUCGGAUUUGAAAAUCAUUCUCAUGUCGGCCACAGUGGACGCGGACAAACUGUCCAAUUAUUUCAACGGAUGCCCCACAUUACAUGUCCCAGGUCGAACCUUUCCUGUGGACAUUCGCUUCUUAGAGGAUGCUAUAGAGUACGCAGAUUGGUCCAUCCAGGAAAAUUCACCUUAUGCGAUUAAUCUACAUAACAAAUCCCACAAGAAUAGGAACAGGUUUGAAUGGGACGAAGACACUGUCUACGGCAAUGAUGACGAAGAGACGCUAGUCGAUGGUGAACAGCAGAUUUCUAGCCAGUCUAUGAGGCUGGAGAAGCGUUACUCCUAUCAAACGAUUAACACCAUCAAUCUUCUUGAUGAGCGCGUGAUUCCUUACGAGUUGAUUGUUCGUCUACUAGAACGCCUCUGCUUUGAGGAUAAAGAGAGCCAUCAUUUUUCAGCAGCUGUUCUAAUUUUUAUGCCUGGUUUAGGGGAAAUUCGGCGUAUGAAUGAUCUUCUUACCGAACAUCAUGCAUUUGGGGAUGAAAACAACUUCUGGUUAUAUCCGUUGCAUUCUACGCUGUCGAGCGAUAAUCAGAGCGCAGUCUUUGACGUCCCUCCCCAGGGAGUUCGUAAAAUCGUUAUAGCGACCAAUAUCGCUGAGACAGGUAUUACUAUUCCUGACAUUACCUGUGUCAUAGACACUGGCAAACAUCGUGAGAUGAGGUUUGACGAAAAGCGCCAACUCAGUCGUUUGGUCGAAACAUUCGUUGCCAAAAGUAAUGCUGCUCAGCGUAGAGGCCGCGCAGGACGGGUGCAGAAUGGACUAUGUUUCCACUUGUUCACCAAAAUUCGUCAUGACACAUUGUUGGCAGAACAUCCUUUGCCAGAGAUGAUGCGGCUCAGUUUAUCAGACCUCGCCCUGCGUAUCAAAAUUAUGAAGGUGAAAAUUGGUACCUCCAUCGAGGAUGUGUUAUCCCGCGCACUGGAUCCUCCUACGCCGGUCAAUGUGCAAAGAGCUAUCUCAGCACUAGUCGAGGUCCGCGCUCUCACACCGUCAGAGGACAUCACUCCGAUGGGUAGACUUCUGAGCAUGUUGCCUACAGACGUGCAUCUAGGGAAAUUCUUGCUCACCGCGGUAUUGUUCCGAUGUCUGGACCCCGCGCUAACAGUUGCUGCUGCUUUGAGCUCCAAGUCCCCGUUCAUAGUACCAAUGGGCAUGGAGCAAGAAGCAGACCGUGCCAAGAGUUCAUUCCGCGUUGAUAAUUCGGACUUCUUGACGAUCCAUAAUGCAUUUUCGAGUUGGCGUAGAGCAUCCGAGAAUCCCAGUUUCGUGCGCAAGUUCUGUCGGGUUAAUUUCCUUAGCCACCAGAAUCUUCAACAGAUCGAGGAGUUACGUCAACAAUUUCUAGGCUUCUUGGUCGACUCUUCGUUUAUUACUGUUGAUAGGAGUUUCGUUCGGGAACUCAGCCGUGCGCGUUUCAGUCGCAACCGCACGCGCUUCGUGAACAUACCGCCGCCUCUGGAUAGCAAUGGGUCUAAUAUUGCUCUCAUCAACUCAGCUCUCACUGCGGGACUUUAUCCUAAAGUGCUGGCGAUCGACUCUUCCUCUAGGCAAAUGCGCACUAUAUCAAAUAACCAAUCUGCUGCUUUUCACCCUACUUCCGUUAACUUUGGCAGGAAGCCCACUGACUUUGGUGUUAACCAUCUCGUUUACUUCACACUCAUGUACUCCAAGAAGAUGUAUGCUUGGGAGACCGGACCCAUCGACGAUCUCGCUAUUGUGCUCCUAUGCGGGGAGAGUGAAUUCAAGAUUCACUCUAACAUGUUGUCCAUUGAUCGGAAAAUCAGAUAUCAGCUCGCCCCCAAAGCCAAUGUUGCGCUCAAGAUUCUUCGCCAACACUUAACCACGAUUCUUGCACUGCAACUCCGUGGUAAACCAUUGUCAGAGUCUCAAGUGUUAUGGUAUGAACUUGCCACCGCAGCUUUGGGAAAAAUCAAACUGGAAACGGGAGAUGACGGUACUAAGCUGAUGAUUAAACUGCCAUAA